AUGGAUAAUUAUAUCAAAGCACUCACUUUUGGUAAAGAUAUCAUAAUUGCUGGAGACUUAAAUUGCGACUUGUUAAAGACAGCUCAAGAGGCAAAGGUUUUGAAUGAUUUUUGUCACUGUUUAAAUUUGACACAGUUAAUUGAUAAACCGACGAGGGUCACGUCACGUUCGUCAACGCUUAUUGAUGUCAUGAUGACUUCAAAUAAAGAUUUGAUUGCAGAAAUUGGAGUGCUUGAAACCUAUAUUAGUGAUCAUUUUCUGGUUUACUGUUCACUCAAACUAAAGUUGAUAAAACCGCAUCCAAUUUGCAUCACUGCAAGGAGUUAUAAGCAUUACGACCGAAACCAAUUCCUCUGUGAUUUGGCAUGCAUUCCGUGGCAUGAGAAUUUAUUUGUUGAAAAUGUAAAUGAUAAACUGUCGCAUUUUGAUAGUAAUUUUCAAAAUGCAUUGGCUAGGAAUGCACCAAUUAAGACAAUGAAAAUAAGACAUCGACAAGUACCAUUUGUUGACGAUGAGAUCAAAGAACUGAUGAAAAAUAGAAAAAGAUUACACAAAUUUGCUCGUCUAACCCGAAUGCCAUCUGAUUGGGAGAAAUAUCGUGCGCUUCGAGAUAAAGUUAAAUGUAAGCUACGCCAAGCAGAAAAAGAUUAUGUACACAAUGAAAUAUAUAAUAACCCAAAUAUAGCAUCGAUGUGGAAAGUCAUCAGGAACUGCGUUCCACGUAAAGAGACCACGAAACCAAGUUAUUCCGGAGAUGUUAAGAAAUUAGCUAAUGAAUUCAAUACCUUUUUUACCUCAGUGGGGAUAAAUACAUCAGCAACUGCAUUGGCAUUGCUUACUGAACAUGGACUACCCAUACUGAAUCCACCAACAUCUACCGAAAUACCUGAGAUCGAUCAGUUUUAUUUCCAUUCAGUAUCGUGUAGUGAAAUAAGUAGGGUUGUUAUGUCCUUUUCAUCAAAUAAGGCACCAGGAUUUGACAAAGUAUCAAUGGCUGUGAUCAAGGAUGCCUUACCGUACAUCCUUCCUACACUUACGCAAAUUGUUAAUUGUUCCCUGGAAACAGGUGUUUUCCCAACAGCCUGGAAGAAAGCAGAGGUUAUCCCACUUCUGAAGGAAGGGGAUUAUGAAAUUCCGAAUAAUAAUCGGCCCGUGUCGUUGUUAGUGGCUGCAUCUAAGAUCUGUGAACGUGUGGUAUUGAAACAGCUAACAGAGUAUAUGACAAAGAAGAAAAAAUUUACUAAACAUCAAAGUGGAAAUAGGAAGUUACAUUCAACCGAAACAUUAAACAUAUUCAUCUCAGGUUUAAUUCUCCAGUCCAUGGAUCGUAGAGAAGUGACUGCUUUACUCUUACUGGACUUGUCUAAAGCUUUUGAUAGCUUAGAUCAUUUCAUUCUGCUAAGAAAACUUUCGAAUAUUGGAAUCUCGAAGCCUGCGUUGUUUUGGUUUAAAAGCUAUUUGACAGGCAGGUGCCAAUCAGUACGUAUUGCGUCAGUGUUAUCUGAUGAAUGUGAAAUAACUCGCGGUGUUCCGCAGGGAUCGAUACUGGGUCCGGUGUUAUUUAAUAUAUAUAUCAACGACUUGCCUGGUGUACCCAAGGAGUCCAAUUUGGAGUCGUACGUGGAUGACUCAAAAUAUAUUUAG
This is a messenger RNA of Paramuricea clavata, 1644 nucleotides long. The record is from the annotation of a GenBank genome assembly. NCBI's taxonomy places the organism in Eukaryota, Metazoa, Cnidaria, Anthozoa, Malacalcyonacea, Plexauridae.